Colius striatus (speckled mousebird) is the source of this 3902-nucleotide messenger RNA. It is a transcript of the gene PDE4D, whose product is annotated as phosphodiesterase 4D. Gene Ontology annotation, molecular function: ATPase binding; 3',5'-cyclic-AMP phosphodiesterase activity; transmembrane transporter binding. Gene Ontology annotation, cellular component: cytosol; nucleus; perinuclear region of cytoplasm. The coding region runs from base 153 to 794 and encodes 213 amino acids. NCBI's taxonomy places the organism in Eukaryota, Metazoa, Chordata, Aves, Coliiformes, Coliidae. The record is from RefSeq and is a predicted model, not a curated record. Gene Ontology annotation, biological process: signal transduction; regulation of cardiac muscle cell contraction; cAMP catabolic process. The transcript has 8 exons.
CCUUAGAUGGCAAAUCUCCUCUGGUAGCCAGAAUAGAUGUUGAUGGCAAUGGAGGAAAUAGAGCCACAGCUCCUGAGGUAUAACAACUGAUAUUUGGAUUGUCAAGGGAUAAAACCUUUCCUUUGAAACGUGCAGAACACUUCUGACUCACCAUGAACAAGAAUAUCUAUAGUCAACACAAGAGGAGCAAAAGUGUUUCAGAAGAAGCUUUGCAUCACAGCGCUGAGGAUGAAGAGUCUUUCCAAGGAAAGGAGCCCUAUCUUGUGCGGAGAUUAUCAUCCCGUAACAUUCAGCUUCCCCCUCUGGCUUUCAGGCAGUUAGAACAGGUAGACUGGGACAAAAAGAAUGAUAUCGAGACUAUCCCAAGGCCCACGACUCUUCCACUGAGGAUUCUUCCUCUGAUUGCCAUUACCUCUGCUGAGUCCAGCAGUUUCGAUGUAGACAAUGGUACAUCUUCAGGACGAAGUCCCUUAGAUCCCAUGACGAGCCCUGGAUCAGGACUAAUCCUUCAGGCAAAUUUUGUCCACAGUCAACGAAGGGAGUCUUUCCUUUACCGAUCAGACAGCGACUAUGACCUUUCUCCUAAGUCCAUGUCCAGGAACUCCUCCAUUGCCAGUGAUAUACAUGGAGAUGACUUGAUUGUGACACCAUUUGCUCAGGUGCUGGCCAGCCUGCGUACUGUACGGAAUAACUUUGCUGCAUUAACCAAUUUACAAGAUCGAGCACCCAGCAAACGAUCACCAAUGUGUAACCAACCAUCUAUUAACAAAGCAGCUAUAACAGGAUUUGUCUGACACAACACAGUCAUCCAGAAGUCUGUUAUCUUAACUGGAGAUAGAGAUACUGAAAAACAAGACCUUUUCUUUGGUUCCAAGGGAUUAUCUCUAGAAAGCCCAUAACACCAUGAAAUCUGUGACAGCAAAAGAAAAUGUGAUAUCCAGAAGAGGCAUGUGAACACACACCGAGCCUACCUUACAUGCCUUCCCACAGUUGUUUGCCUAAGGUCAGCUUCUUUUCUCCAGCAGGAGAAGCUGCUCAGACAGCAGGACCCAAGACACAUUGCUGGAAGAUGCUGUUGCUCUUUUGAAAUUCCCUCUGGUCUGAAGAUUUCCAUACAGUUAAUCCUCACAUGCAUGCUAUGUGUCAGAAGCAAUAAAUCAUCUAAGUUUUAAUGUUUAGAAGGAAGGUGGUGCAGUCAGUGUUGCAAUUAAUUUAGAAAAUGCUUCUACGCCAAGAAAUUCAAAGUAAGCAAGAGAAGGCAAAGAAUAGUAAGGAUAAUUUAAUCUAAUUUAGUUUAAUCUGACUUCUGAGAGAAGUGGCUGGAAUUGCCAUGGUCAAAUUAUGCACUGAACUGGGUGAGCUGGGGCCUGUGUGCAUUGGAUAAAAAUAGCUAAAACACUUUAAUGAUACAGGAAAGAUAUUAAACCACUAUAAAACAUGAAAAUGGUUACAAUUCAUUUUGACUUGAAUGGAGAUAGAGGCUGGAGACUAUUUUGUCUGAAUGGGUUUGACUGUUUUUACUCAUGGACUGGUUUUGAUAUUUCCAUAGCAACAAAUUUCAUGGCAUAAGCUCAGAAGUAUGCACAGGUGCUUUCUUUGGGCAUAUAAAAUCCUCAUAAAAUACGUUGCACUACAGCACUAUACCAAGAAGGAAGAUGUAUUACAAACACUUUUCCUGCUCUUCACACAACGAUUGAAACACCUUUCACAUGCCACUAAGCUUUUUAAAAUUCUUCUGGGGAAAGUUUGAUAAGUAGCUUGUGCAGAUCCUUCCUGCUGAGAAACCCUCUUGGUCAAGGUGUUCUCAGAGUUCGUGUCAUAGAGUGUUCAGAACAAUGCACAAGACAAAUAGAGCCCCACCAUAUCAUCCAGAUAGCUCAGCUAACAAUCUCAGCAAGAACUGUGUAACAAAGUAACUGGAAGGCACAACGUCAUUAAACUAUGUCAAUGCUGAACUAGAAAACAGACACUUAAGAUGGGGACUUCGUGUUGCUAAGCUUCCAGGAAGACAUGUCUUUGGGAAGACUGAGGACAGGAACAAAUCACAGAAAGUAGAAGUGUAGCAAAAGGGAACUACUGCAGAAGAUAUGUGGAGAAACAACAAGGGUAAGAUAAAAAAAAAUAUUUGUAAAAUAUAUGGUAAAGACAAUUGACUAAAAUAGCAAGAGCAAAUUUCUCCAAUUUACUGUUUUAAGAGUUCACCCUCAGGCAUAAAUGUGGGAGAAAAUGCAUUAGCAAAACAGUAAGAAACUGUGAAACUGAGAAGUGAAGCAGCACAGGAACCAAAUGCUCAAAUUCUUAGAAGUAACUUGGUGUCCUUAAAAUUUUAAGUGAUCUUUCAAUGUAAAUACAUAGAAGUUGAUGAUUAAAAUAUGGUCUGUCCUACUCGAUAUAUCCACACAAAUCACUUUGGGAAACUGCAUUGAAAGAAACUCAUGAAUACCAAGGCAUACUUGAUCUUCAGUAUCAGCCAAGUAUGCUAUAACAUACUGAGCAUUUCUUUUGCAGACAAAUUAAGGGGUAGGAGGUGGAAGCUUUUCAUUUAACAACAAACUUCUUAGACAGUACUUUUAUUACAUGCUUUAGACAUCUAGGAUGUAGAUGUUCUGACAGAGUUCUUUAGGGUCCCUUUAUAGUCAUUCCAAAUAAGCAGACAUGUGAAAUGACUUACGUUAGAUGUCUCCUUUAAAGGGAGAUGAAUUGCUCCCUAAAAGUACCAUCUCUCUCCCAUGACUGAGACCAGCCUGGGCUAACAGCCUGUUUGCUAUGCAGUGCUUCCAUGAGUGGUGUUCUGUGCUUCAACCAGAAGAGGGGUUCCUCUCACUGUGAGUCACAUUUUCCAGGCAGUGAUACGAAUGGUGUUUCAUUUCAAGCUAAUAGUUAUUCUCUUAACACAACCAGUGAAUUAUAAAUAACGUUUCCCUUAAAGCAAAACAAAAAAAAAGAGAAACUAGCUGUGACUCAAGGAUCGAUCUUGCAAUUUUCCAUUUUUCACUGAUAAAAACAGUGUGCAAGUGUUAGGGAUCUUUUGAUUACCACAGUUCUAUUUUUAAUAAGUACAUUUCUAAAACAGAGUCAUUUGAAACAGGAAGGAAACAUGUAAGGUCUUUCUUGCUGUCCUCUAAUGACAAUUUAUAAGCAGUCUGGCAGCUCUUUUUGUGUAUGAGGAGGUAAGCUGGCCCAAAAGAAUGAGUUUCUGAACCUUCAAAUACUCUCACAACUAUGGAUUAAUUGGCAAAUCUUAGUUAACCUGAAAUCAUAGACAUGGGGAUUGGUUCAUAUAUAUACAUAUAUUAGAUAUACAUAAUACCUAAUUCAUAGUAAGAGCUUUAAAGUGGAUUUAACCGGGGAUUAUGUAAGUGGCCAUCUGUAUUACUAAUGCAGUGCCAAAGGAUGUGUAAGUGAAGACUUGUAUAUAUAACAAAAACGAUCAUUUAAUUUAAUAGUAUAAUAAAUAAUAAUUCUGAAAUUGCACUUUUUAGAAGUUAUUUACAUUUUACAAUUUUGCAUUAAAAAAAACCCCAAAUCUACUUUAUUGGACAGAAGAAAAUAUAUGGAUUUUCUCAGCAACAAGCAACAUCUCAUUUAUGAAAAUGUAGGAAGCACGUAGCUUAGUGUCACAAAACCCCCUUUAGAUAUUGUAAUGUAUACAAAAAACAUAGUGAUAUAUAAAUAAACUAUUUGCAGAGAUUAUGAGGUUAUAAAGCUAAUCGAAUUCAUUUACUACUUCAUGCUUUUGUUGCUUCUUAAUUAGACUUGAGAUUAGACUUGAGUUGCACUGUACAUGCAUGACUCUGCAUCUUAAAUCCAGCACAAAUCAACAUCCUGCUAAUUAAUUUCUUGUAUGUUUUUCGUGAGCUUUAUUCAACACAUUUCAUUAUUUGUUUUUGUUAGAUUCAAGU